This is a messenger RNA of Epinephelus moara (kelp grouper), 9131 nucleotides long. RefSeq names its product mbt domain containing 1 (gene mbtd1). Gene Ontology annotation, molecular function: zinc ion binding. The transcript has 17 exons. The coding region runs from base 142 to 2250 and encodes 702 amino acids. Gene Ontology annotation, biological process: regulation of DNA-templated transcription. Gene Ontology annotation, cellular component: nucleus. Lineage: Eukaryota; Metazoa; Chordata; Actinopteri; Perciformes; Serranidae. The record is from RefSeq and is a predicted model, not a curated record.
AUCAGAGUAAUUUGUUGAUAUCCUGCCUGGUAGUAUUCAUUUUAAACUUUGGUAUUUCAAAGCCAAAUUUAUCCCCAGCAUAGGGGUUUAAUUUGCAUUGGGCAGCACAGUUAACAAGAACGUUAUCUAUAUGAAGGGCUGAUGGAAGACACACGGGAUUUGGCUGAACGCACCCCACGUUCAGAGCGGAAGCGGAGAGACUCGUUCGGGAUGUUUGAUGGCUAUGACAGCUGCAGCGAGGAGUCUACCAGCAGCUCCAGCUCAGAGGACAGCGAGGAUGAGGUGGUGCCUUCCAUCCCUGCUAGUCUGCCCAUCAUCAAGAACAAUGGUCAAGUCUACACUUACCCUGAUGGCAAGGCUGGAAUGGCCACUUGUGAGAUGUGUGGGAUGGUUGGAGUACGAGAUGCUUUUUACUCAAAAACCAAGCGCUUCUGCAGCGUGUCCUGUUCUAGGAGUUAUUCCUCGAAUUCCAAAAAAGCUAGCAUCUUGGCAAGACUCCAGGGCAAACCACCAACAAAAAAGGCAAAAGUCUUACAAAAACAGCCUCUCAUGGCGAAGCUGGCUGCUUACGCCCAGUACCAAGCAAGUCAGCAGAACCAGGCCAAAUCAAAAGCAGUGGUCCCUGCAGAGAGCUUUGACUGGGGUCGCUAUAUCUGUAGCAAUAACACAAUCGGAGCUCCAGUCAGCUGUUUCAAGCAUGUCCCUAUGGGGACAUGCUGGGGAGACAUAGAAGAAGGAGUGAGGAUCGAAGUGCCCAACUCUGACACCAACCUCUCCACUAAAGUGUACUGGAUAGCAGAAAUCAUUAAGCUAGCAGGGUUCAAGGCUCUCCUGCGGUAUGAGGGCUUUGACAACGACACCAGUAAGGACUUCUGGUGUAAUCUCUGCAUCCCUGAGGUGCACCCAGUGGGAUGGUGCGCCUCAAGUGGCAAACCUCUUGUACCUCCAAAAAGCAUACAGCAUAAGUACUCUAACUGGAAAGUCUUUCUUGUGAAGCGUCUCACUGGAGCUAAAACACUGCCACCUGACUUUAAUGCCAAGGUACAUGAGAACAUGCAGUUCCCCUUUAAGAAGCUGAUGCGGGUAGAGGUGGUGGAUAAGAACUACCUGUGCCGGACACGGGUGGCGCUGGUGGAGCAGGUAAUCGGAGGCCGCCUCAGGCUGGUCUAUGAGGAGAGCGAGGACGGGUCAGACGACUUCUGGUGCCACAUGUACAGCCCCCUCAUCCAUAAUAUAGGCUGGUCGCGCAGCAUCGGACACCGCUUCAAACGAUCUGAUGCUACGAAGAAAACUGAGGGUCAAGUUGAUGCUCCUGCACCGUUCUUCCAGAAGGUGAGAGAUGUGGACCAGAGUGGGGAAUGGUUCAAAGACGGGAUGAAGUUAGAAGCCAUCGACCCCCUCAACCUCUCAGCUAUAUGUGUAGCCACUGUAAGAAAGGUGUUGGCAGACGGGUACCUCAUGAUCGGGAUCGACGGUUCGGAGGCAGUGGAUGGAUCAGACUGGUUCUGCUACCAUGGCACCUCCCCCUCCAUCUACCCUGUCGGCUUCUGUGAAAUCAACAACAUUGAACUCACGCCCCCUAGAGGGUACACUAAACUGCCAUUUAAAUGGUUUGACUACCUCAGAGAAUCAGGUUCAAUAGCUGCUCCCGUCAAGCUCUUUAACAAGGAGGUUCCCAAUCACGGUUUCCGGCAAGGCAUGAAGCUGGAGGCUGUUGAUCUAAUGGAGCCGCGGCUGGUGUGUGUUGCCACGGUGACGAGAAUUGUGCACCGGCUACUGAGGAUCCACUUUGACGGCUGGGAGGAUGAGUAUGACCAGUGGGUGGACUGCGAGUCACCUGACCUCUACCCCGUGGGCUGGUGUCAGCUGACGGGCUACCAGCUCCAACCCCCCGCCUCACAGAGUAACAGAGAAAUGCCUCAAUCUGUGCCCAAGCAGAAGAAAAAGGCCCAGCAGUACAAAGGCCAAAAGAAAAAGAGGAAGAUUCCGGUUGGUCGACGGCCCUUCAGUCAGGCAGGCAGGAGGAGGAGCAGCUUCUCGGGGGACGAAGAGCAGAGUCCACCCCCUUACCCUGCCCAGGGGCCCUCUCGGCCCCGACCCCGAACCCACCUCCACCAAACCCACAAAUCAGAGUCUCUCCUGCGAAUGAAGGAGGAGACGGCCGAGGUGGACGAGUUCACCUUCUCACAGGGCACCUCUGACCAGGAGAGCAACGGCUCGGGCAGCUACUACAUCAAACAGGAGCCCUGAGGUCAGGAUGGAGCGGCACCAACCGGGACAGGACGCGCCUCUGGAAAAACCCCAGCAAGGGAUCAGGAACAUGGAGAGUCAAACUGGCCUGGAAUCACACUCAGACCAAUGCCACAGGCCUUCUAUGGAGUCAGUACAGGAGAUGCCGCUGACAAGGAGAAGAGGGUCGCUUUCAUGCUUCUGGAACAUCCCUCUGAACAGUUUUCUUACCUUGUAGCUGCGUGUGCACAUAAUCACUCACCAAACCUGGGUCACAUGUUUGGGCAUUCUCUCUCGUACCACCUACAGAACAUCAUUCUCUCCUCUCCAAUCUGAAACAUCCAAUCAGACAAGAGAUAUUUGGAUGGAUCAAGAACAACGCUUUUUCCACAGAAAUGGGAGUCCUGCAAGUUGACACCAGCCCAUCCUGCCUCUGCCACAAUCUGGGCCGCGUACAGAGACCUGUAGAAACUGUGAGAACCAUUUAUUGAGCCAGGUCUUCAGUUUUUUUUUUUUUUAGUUUUUUUUGUGUGUUUCUGUUUUCAGGUUAGAGAGUCAGCCACUGAACGGCCUGAGAGGAAAAGAGAGGCUGGCAGUAAGAGGAGCAGAGUUGUGUAUAUUUUGAUUAUUUUCUUCUGAACAAUAUUGCCAGGUGGACUUAUACUUUGUUAAUAGUACUUGAAGUUUUUUUUUUUCUUUUCUUUUGUAAUGAUUUUGGAGUUGUUUUUGUCUUAAUGUACUUUUUUGCAUUUACAUUUUUGGUGGCUGUGUGGGGAAACUUAAUGUGCAUUGUUUCAUAAAAGUGAUUAUAUACAUAUAGUAUGUGGAGACCUAUUCAAAUAGAAAUACAGAGUAUAGAUAUAAAGGAUUGGGAUUUAAAGAGAGAUCGUAGUACAGUGCUGCUGCUCAGCAUUACUGAUAUUGGUCUUUGUUAUUGAGUUUAUUCCAAUAUUGUCCAGAAGAUUUCCACAGCUGCUGUCAUUUCUGAUUCCAACAUUACAGAACCCAGAUCUGUUCAAGUUUAAUAAUAUUAUUCAUAUUAGGGCUCUGUCAUCACCUCAGCUUCAUUCAAGUCACCAACAUGAAAUAGAUGCUGUAAAAUGUCUAGGACUGCAACUGAUUAUUUUUUGAUUAAAGGGACAGUUCACCCCAAAAUCAAAACGAUAUAUUUCCCCUCUUACCUGUAGUGCUGUUUAUCAGUCUAGAUUGUUUUGGUGUGAGUUGCAGAGUGUUGGAGAUAUCGGCUGUAGAGAUGUCUGCCUUCUCUUCAUAUAAUGGAACUAGAUGGAACUCAGUUUUUGGUGUUCAGUUUCAAAAGAAAUACAUUUGAAUAACUCAACAGCAAUGUCUCUGUCCAGAAAUCAUGAUCCGGUCACUCAAGAUAAUCCACAGACCUUGUUGUGAGCAGUUUCAUAUAGGAACUAUUUUCUUUCUACCAAACUGCACCCAUCAACCAUAUCAUUGCGCUAAAGGAAGUGUACAUCUACUCAUGGACGAGAGGUCUGUGCUUGUGACGCGAGAUUUAAACAUUAUUGGCGUCCUGUUCUGCUGAGCUGUAACGUUGGGGCCCGUACACAUGAUGUAUUUUUUGAGCCCUCAAAUCCACUAUUUACAAUGUAGAUGCACGGAAGGGGCGCUCAAAUGCUAGAGCAAAAACACUGUGAUGCGCAAGUGUUCCCAAGCGCCUGUUUUUCAGCUGUGCCUCAACAUAAACAGAGUUCAACUUUUGUAAUGCAGCAGCGUGAACCACAUGUUGUGAGACAAGCAACAAACUUAAUCAGCCAGCAGGUAUCUUUACCCUCUUCUGUCAAUUUCAGCCUGUGAUAAAUAUUGAGAAGAAGUUGAUCAUUUUUAGUGCAGGUCUGCCAGAGCUUUACAUCUGUCCCAUGGACAAUAUUUUAGACCUAAUACACACUACAAAAUGAAAAUCAGCUAUGCACUCAGGUAUGAGUAGGCUAUGAUACGCUGCUGGUUACAGUCACUUAGCAACCUCAGAUGUAAACUGCCUCUGCGCUCUUGAAAGUUGGCAAAGAGUCGGCACAAGAAUAGACACGGCAAAUGUCCUGGCCCUGAGCUAGCGCAGUGGUGCUAGGUGAGCUAGCAGUAGAUGCACGCUUCCUUCUGAACAGUGAUACAGAUGGCAGGUGUAGUUUGGUACAAAGAAAAAAGUUCCUACAUUUAACUGCUCACAACAAGGUCUGUGGAUUAUCUGGAGUAACCAAUCAAAAGAGACAUUGCUGUUCAGUUUUUCAAAUGUAUUUUUUGGCACUCUGAGCACCACAAGCCAAGCGCCAUCUAGUUCCACUAUAUCUCCAUAAAUAGCACUACAGGUGAGAGUAAAGAUAUGUAUUUUUGUUUUGGGUGAACUGGCCCUUUAACACUUUGAUUUGUAUUAAUUGUUAUGGGCAUUUUUUCAGACAGCUUUAAUGUGACAUUUAACAACUGUAUUUCUCUCAUAUAGCAACACUUUGCUGUUGUAGAUAUAUAUUAGAAAUGCUCUCACACAUUCCAUUAGGCUUCCACUACCACUGUACAUUUGUUGGCUACAUAUUAAUAUCCUUCAGCUGUGUGACGUGGGCAUUGUGAGGUUUUUGGUACAACUACUGUUAUAUCCGCAUUUUUAGCUAAAUCACUUCCCAAAACUGAAAAAACUCUUUACACAACCUUUUGCAUUUACUGUCUAGCUGGUAAACCUGCAUGUAAAUUACUAGAGAUGACAUUUUAAGGAUGAGAUUUAUCAAGAGUGCUUAUCUGAUGAGGUAACAGUGUCAGGUCUUUGAUGGCGUAAUGUGGAGUUUUAGUAGGGACCUUCACAGUAAUCACAGCUCCCACUAUACCACAAAGUUGCUGUAGUAAGAAUUCAGUAGUGCUAAUGAGCCUAGGAAGAUCAGUUUUCUUACAAUAGUUUAAAAAAAAGCUCUUGCAGGAAUGUUUUAGUUAUCUUUGUGAAUAUUUCGUUGUCUUUGUGCUGAAAUGUUGAACAGAAAUGACAAAGCUGUGGAGACGAUAAGCUUUUUUUCCAACUUAGUUUUAAAGAAAUUCUAAACAAAUUAGCAUAGCAUGAGUAUAAGUGAGCUGCAGGGUAUAUUGUACAAAAGAGAAACCUUACUGGUAUGAUAGGGUACACUAUGACAUGUUCUUCUCACUGUCCAGCCCUACAAUAUAUACUUUGAACCUUCACAGUUUGGAUGUAGCUGCUGUCAGGGACGAACCUCAGUCUUAUCGGAGAGACAGACAACACAGCUGACCAACGCUGGCCUCGUGUACUGUAUCAGCCACACUGUACAGUAUAUUAAAAUAUUACAGAUGCUGGCAGACGCAUCACUUACAUACUGUCAAAGGUCGCACUAAGGUCGCACUACAAGAGUUAUUCAGAUUGCAGAUGCAGGUGUUUAUGUUGUCUUUUGGACCAUGUCUGCUGUAUUUAUACCCAGAGGAGGACGCAGUUCCAUCUGGAACUUAUCCUCCUCACCUGUAUGGAGUCUUAAGUAUGCCAUCAGAUUUAUAGACGGCAUUAAAUUAUAGUCCAUUAAUACAGUUCAGAUAGUUUAUUUAGGUAAUGCAUAAAAAACUACAUGGUAAAGAUUUCUAUGACUUUAUUCUGUCUUUAAAGUCAAAGUAAAAUUAAAACAAUUAAAACUUAAUUAAUGUAUAAUUGAUUUUCAAAAAUUUGGAAUGUAUUCAUUUUAUAUAAUGAAACACUGAAAAUGUGGCACACUCCAGACUCCAUAUUUCAGCAAUUGUAGCAUCAAACUUUGGUUUCUGUCAGAGGUCAGACUCAUUAUCAAGCAGUUUUAUUGUCCAAAUAAGGAAAAAAAAAGUUUAAUAUUUCACUAGGGUAAUAUGCAAAGCAUUCAUGUUUUUUUUUUUUUUUUUUUUUUUUUUAAUUAAUUAUUAUUAUUGCUUAGGUUGUUCUCAUGUCAGAGCCAUAUGUAUGCAAGCUAGUUUAUGAUUCACCUGAGCCACAGAAUAACAGGUUUGUUGUUGAUAAUGAAACAUGAACAAUGCACUGCUUUUCCAAUAGUCUCUGAGGGCAGCAUUCACAGAACACGACAGAAUCUAAAAGUGGCAUAAAGACAUAGAUUCUAUAUAUAUAUUCUUCAUGACUAUGAUGGUAUGGAGUUACAAAUCCUGUUUCGUCAGAAAUCCAUGCUUGGCCGUGGAAAAGACAAGACUCCUCCUUUCAUUCUUCUUAGAGCUAGAUUUUUGCAGCUGUUUAUCUACUACCUCCUGAUGCUAGCCACGUUUAGCUAAAACAAGAGUGUGAAAUAGACUAUGGCAGUGUGUUAGCAUAUGCAAAUGAAAAUGAUUACCUAAAAGCGAUCCACUUGAAGACUAGACACCAAACAUGGAAGAAUUUUAUCACAGCACAUGAGGUAGUCUUCUAAUUUGAAUGAUAUGCAAUAAUAAUAGAUCCCAUAUUAUUUUGCUAUGUUAAAUAAAACUUAUAGCACCCUCAAAUGUCAUGAUCACUACAUUAAUAUAAUUAACAUGAGAUAAUUUAACAAAAAUGCUAUUGUAUAACUGUGAUUUUUGUGAGCAAGGGUUCACAUACAGAAUACUCACUGUAUGGCCAAAGGCUGUAUUGAAAUGCAGAGCAGAUUUAAACUUCUCAGUGACGGUAAAAGAUCCACAAUUUCUCUUUCUACCAGUAAGGUUCAUGAUUAGAUUCUCAGGAAGUUUGUGUUUCUUUUUUGGUUGUAAGGGUCGUUAAUACAAGUCUGAAUCAGCUGGGUUUAAACAGCUCAGAGGCGUCUUCAUUAUGUGCAUCUCUUCUGUGGAAGCAAAUAAGUGCCGUAAUAACCAGAAAACUUUUAAGCAACUGAAAAAGUACUAAAGAAUUUAACCCAAACAGAAUACAUGAUGCUGAAAUGUGGAUUACAGCUAAUUUACCUGAUGUGGUUUUAGUCCCAUAGUUGAAGGUAAUUUCAAGUGUUUUAUUUCUUUAUUUUUUGUGAGAAAUUUUUUUUUUUUUAAUUGUUGAAUGUCUUUUCGGGUUCCUGAAUACAGAUUUAAAAAAUCUCUCCAGUUUAAGAAUACUUAUAUUCUAGUUCUUUAUAAUCCAAAAUGGACAUGUAUUGUCAUCUUAAUUAAUUUGUGCACACAAAUAAUUAUGUUUAACAAGAUAAUUAAUCUGGUUUAACAUCACUUUUGAAUAAAAGUUAAUAUUUUUUCCCUAAAAGAUAAAAAAAAAAAAAAUGCAAUCUUUUCAUAUGUCAGGGCUUGGUGAAAUCCAGACACCAGAAUUCAAGAUGAAUAAAGGUUUUUAUUAAGGUUACUUCUUCCUUGUUUUAGUGCAAAUAAUGCAUCACUUGCACUACAGCAUCUUGCAAGGGGAAUUUUGAGCAACUUAAAAAUAUAUUUUUUCCUUUGGAAUUUUUGACACUUGAAUUUCUAUUGUAAAAUCUAAAUUUUCUAAAUUUUGGACCAUUCAAAAUGAACCUUAAAUAAAGAGUAAAUUCAGUAGUAUUUCCACAUCAGGUAUUCAGUAAUGGUUGAAUUUUACAUUCAGGUAUUCAUUUGUUUUUAAUGGAAUUAUUAGGGCCCUUUUUUGCUUCCAUAUCAUUCAAACAACAAAGGUCUUAUCUCACUAAGCAUUUCAUGUGUUUUUGUCUAUUUUUGUAGCUUUUGUCUUCAUGGUAAAUUCUGUAUUUGAGUGGUGACACAAACACGUGUGUUGCUUUUUUGUAGUCUGAUUUGCUUUUUGUGGCUUCCUGUUCUCCUUUUAUUUCUUCACGGGAUGUGAGAUUUGUUUUCUACCAGUUUCCUUUUUUAAUUUGUCUCCUGAUCAGAUUGGAUACAAAGCUCAGCUGAAAGGCGAAGCUUCGAAGACCAAAUGAGCAAUAAAAGACAGUGUCUCACAAUCAUUUGAAACAGAUAGGAGUUAUUUUCCUCUAACGUUGGAGGCUGAAAGACGCAUUAAAGUACUUCAUGACCAAACUGCAUUAAUAUCUUAGUACAAAAAAAAAGACUGUUCUAUGGACUAACUGCUGCUACCCUUCUCUAGAUUAACCCUAAAUAAUUAAAAUGCACAAUCAACACUGUUUUGGAUCUUCUGUUUCUCACCUUUCCUUGUAGAUAUUAAACUUUCUUAUUUCACCUUGAUCCCCAAAUCUAAAAAUGAAACAAGUUUGACCUCCAUCCAUGGGUAGCUGUGUAUUUAAAGUGUGUGGGCAUCAGUAGCUGGAGAUGGAAGCAAUGAGUUGAUUUGGGAAUGGGGUGCACUGAUCAACAGAAUGCAUGUAGAACAGAACACGUUGUGCCGAUGUCGUGCUGAGCUUGUUUUUAUUUUUUUGUAACCGUCAUUGGUUGUUCCUCAGUCUGUCUGUGUUUUUCCUCUUCCACUGCGAUCAGAAAAUGUAUGGAAGCCUAUUUCUGCCAAGAAAAGAAAAAUAAUACAUUUAAAGUUGGGCGUGAUAUUAAUUCAAAAUAUGGACUUAAACUUACUUAAAUUUUAAAAUGUUCUUUUUUCUCAGUUUUGACCAAAGUUUCAUGUUGUUGCGUAUUUUCAUUUAGGCUCGACUGUCUCAUAAUUUUGAUGGCGUAUUUCAUAUUGUUGAAUCAUUAUUUUGGCAUACAGUUACUUUCCAUGAGUAUAUUUUCCCCUGGCAGUAAUGGGCUUCCAUAGAAAGGACUCUGUUGUGGUUGCAGAGUUCUUCCUGCACCUGAACUGGUUCUGCCUGAUGUGGGCAGUGGUGAGGAGCAGGCUGGAGUUGGAUAUUUGUUGUUUUCUUGGAUACUAACACGGGUCUUUUGUAUGUGAUAGCCCCCCCUUCCCCCCCUCCCCGAUUAUAUUAAACCAUUAUAUUGUGGUGCUAUAUAUAUUUGAUAAAAAUGACUUAAUGUAUUGGGAUUACUAUUGUCUGAAAAUAAUUGUGCGUUGAGAGGGUUAUGGUGCAAAA